AUGGCUUCACCAUCCUCCGACCAUCAAUACUAUCUAGGCGCUGGCAAGGAGAUGAGCCCCGAAUCCUACCAAUGGAUUGAACCGAUAUCUAUCGACGACGACGACCUCAUGUUCGGUGGCAAGUCCCUUAGCACCUGGUACGAAGAGGAUAGGAGCCGCCUCAGCGGUGUGUAUUCCGACGAGGAGGAGACGAGGGGCCGCCAAAGGCACCGCACGCAUUAUGCCUCCAGCCAUGGAAGCUCCAAGACCCAGCAGUCCUCGAAGAAGAAUUGA
This is a messenger RNA of Parascedosporium putredinis, 273 nucleotides long. Lineage: Eukaryota; Fungi; Ascomycota; Sordariomycetes; Microascales; Microascaceae. The record is from the annotation of a GenBank genome assembly.